This is a messenger RNA of Macaca mulatta (Rhesus monkey), 882 nucleotides long. It is a transcript of the gene MRGPRG, whose product is annotated as MAS related GPR family member G. Gene Ontology annotation, biological process: G protein-coupled receptor signaling pathway. Gene Ontology annotation, cellular component: plasma membrane. Gene Ontology annotation, molecular function: G protein-coupled receptor activity. The record is from RefSeq and is a predicted model, not a curated record. Lineage: Eukaryota; Metazoa; Chordata; Mammalia; Primates; Cercopithecidae.
AUGUUCGGGCUGUUCAGCCUCUGGAAAACCUUUGACAGCGUGGUCUUCUACCUCACGCUGAUCGUGGGCCUUGGGGGACUGGUAGGUAACGGGCUGGUGCUCUGGAACCUCGGCUUCCACAUCAAGAAGGGCCCCUUCUCUGUCUACCUGCUGCACCUGGCCGCCGCCGACUUCCUGUUCCUCUCCUGCCACAUGGGCUUCUCCGUGGCUCAGGCUGCCCUGGGUGCCCAGGACACACUCUACUUCGUGCUCACCUUCCUGUGGUUCGCGGUGGGGCUCUGGCUGCUGGCGGCCUUCAGCGUGGAGCGCUGCCUCUCCAACCUCUUCCCCACCUGCUACCAGGGCUGCUGGCCCAGACACGCCUCAGCCAUCCUCUGCGCCCUGGUGUGGGCCCUGACCCUGCCGGCCGUGCUGCUGCCCGCCAACGCCUGCGGCCUGCUGCGCAACAGCACGCGCCUCCUGGUCUGCCUGCGCUACCACGUGGCCAGCGUCAUCUGGCUCCUGGUGCUGGCCUGCGUGGCCUGCACGGCUGGCGUGGUCCUCUUUGUCUGGGUGACCUGCUGCUCCACGCGCCCGCGGCCCAGGCUCUACGGCAUCGUCCUGGGUGCGCUGUUCCUGUUCUUCUUCUGUGGCCUGCCCUUGGUCCUCUACUGGAGCCUGCAGCCCCUGCUGAACUUCCUGCUGCACUUCCUGCUGCCCAUGUUUUUACCGCUGGCCACGCUGCUGGCCUGCAUCAACAGCAGCUCCAAGCCCCUCAUCUACUUGGCGUCGGGCCGGCAGCCCGGGAAGCGGGAGCCACUGCGGGUGGUGCUGCGGAGGGCCCUGGGGGAGGGUGCCGAGCUGGGCGCGAGGGGACAGUCCCUGCCCAUGGGCCUCCUAUAA